CACCCUGCAGCGGCUCACUGCUGGCCUCUCUUGCCCGCCUCCUUAGACUUGAAAAGGGCGGUGAGAGAGGAGGGAAGGGCAGUGUGGUGGGCCCACCUCUUUUUGCCUUUCUAGGCUGGGAGGCUGGACCAGUGGGUCUUUUAACGGCCUGGGCAGCCUGUGCAGAUCGCCAGCCCUGAAUGCCGUGCCUGGCUCUGCAGUCCCAGCAACACAGUCAGCAUGCAGCAGCAACCGUCGCCAAGAUCCUUGGCUCCUUCUGCAGAGCCCACCAAGCCCCCUUACAGCUACAUAGCCCUGAUCGCCAUGGCUAUCCAGAGUUCACCGGGGCAGCGGGCCACCCUCAGUGGCAUCUACGGCUACAUCAUGGGUCGCUUCGCCUUUUACCGGCACAACCGGCCGGGCUGGCAAAACAGCAUCCGCCAUAACCUGUCUCUCAAUGAGUGCUUCGUCAAGGUGCCCCGCGACGACCGCAAGCCAGGCAAGGGCAGCUACUGGACCCUGGAUCCGGACUGCCACGACAUGUUCCAGCAUGGCAGCUUCCUCCGUCGCCGCAGACGCUUCACCAAGCGCACAGGUGCCCAGGGCACCAAGGGCCCUGUCAAGGCAGACCACAGACUCCUCAGAGCUGCCAGCCCAGACCCAGGAGCCCCCAACACCACUACUGGCAGGCUGUGCCCAUUCCCACCAGAGGCGCCAAACCCCAAGGGUCUAAACUUUGGGGAUCUGAUGGGGUCGUUGCCAGCCAGCAUAUGUCCGGCAACUAGUGACGCCAGGCCCCAGCUGGCCACUGAAUCCAAAGAGAUGUGCUCGCCCAAGUCUGCAUGUCCAAGGGAGCUCACUGAAGCCACCUCGCCCUCCCCGUGCCCAGCAUUCAGCUUUUCGGCUGCCUUCCCUGAAGCUGAGAGUCUUGGCAAGGCCCCCACACCUGGAGUGGCCCCUGAGGGCGCCGGGAGCAGCUACCAGUGCCGGAUGCAAGCGUUAAAUUUCUGUAUGGGAACUGACUCGGGCCUUGAACAUCUCUUGGCCUCUGCAGUACCCGCCCCUGCACCCUCGACUCCUUCCGCCUCUCACCGGGCCCCAUUGCCCUUGCCAGCUGACUCCAAGGAACCCUGGGUGACUGGGAACUUCCCUGUCCAGGGAGGUUCCGGGUACCCCCUGGCGUUACCUCCUUGCCUUUACCGGACACCAGGAAUGUUCUUCUUCGAGUGAUUGACUGCAGCAGUCGCUUCGCAGGGCCUCUGUGAACUACUCUCUGAAGACCCUGGCUGUGGGACCUAGGGCACUCUUCAAGGACCCAGCCCUGGCAGGCCAAGGACUGUGAGGACCAGAAGGCCGAAGUGAGCCAUCAGCCAGGUCCCGGGGCCUCCUGACAAACUUGGGAUGAGGGGAGGUGGGGCCCUCGGAUUUUCUCUGUGGUUCUCAGGGCUAAUAAAGCCAGUGUAAUGGUGA
Molecule: messenger RNA, 1449 nt
Organism: Cricetulus griseus (Chinese hamster)
Lineage: Eukaryota; Metazoa; Chordata; Mammalia; Rodentia; Cricetidae
Source: RefSeq, a predicted model, not a curated record